CUUAGGUGCGGUCGUGCGUGUGUAUGUGUUCGGUCUGGAAAAAAAAAAUAAAACGUUAGGUAUACAACGAAAAACUUAAGCCGGCUCUGAUGCCAACCGCAGAGUCGUGAAAACCAUUUGUUCGUGUUGUCGCGAUUGUCUCGAUGCGUCUUUGCAGCAGCAGCCCGCACGGCCGCAACACUGCGACAACGGAACGCGCCGACCUGCUGCUGCCGCGCCGACUAGGAAGUCGGAACUGCAAGUGACGCACCACACUCGUUCGACGACGGCAAUUCAUCAUUGUGAACGCACUGUAAUAUCCAUGCGAUGACGUACACAGCCGAUACCGACGUAGCGGCCGCAGCCGCGGUAAACCUGCUCCGCGACAAUAUCCGGUGGGCCGGCACGACGGGCGCCAGCGUCGAUGGCCCGUGGUACUAUCCACCGAUCGCGCUCGACGAAGACGGCCGGCUGUGGGGCAGCUGCGCCGACCACAUGAAACGGGUGCUGGAGAACCGUAUGGCCGUUCGACAUUACUACCGGUCACUGCAGCCGGAUGCGCCCGCGCCGCCUCUGCUGAGCCGCACCGGCCACGUGGCCAUCAUCGAGGCGUUCGCGGCCGACCUGCUGACGUACUACCGGCCGUUGCUGGCCGCCAUCGACCCGUUGCGCAGUGACCUGGGUGCCCAGACCGUCGUCUUGCUGGCCGAGGCCAACGUCCUUUACAACAUCGUGUUGGCUAUGCGCCCGUGACCCGACCCGGCCGCCCGACAUACGCUAGUUCGGUCGGCGAAAACGAAGACCGGUUGAUUCGUCGCAGACCGCGUGCCGCGGGAAACCCGUCUUUACAUCUCACUCAAUGUCUCCUGUCAUUUAAUCAUUAUAUUUUGUUAUAAUCAAUAAAAAUUCAAAAACUCGUGACGCUAAA
Messenger RNA from Rhopalosiphum padi (bird cherry-oat aphid), 907 nucleotides. RefSeq lists its product as uncharacterized. The record is from RefSeq and is a predicted model, not a curated record. The coding region runs from base 307 to 732 and encodes 141 amino acids. The transcript is spliced from 3 exons. NCBI's taxonomy places the organism in Eukaryota, Metazoa, Arthropoda, Insecta, Hemiptera, Aphididae.